Molecule: messenger RNA, 402 nt
Organism: Sphaeroforma arctica JP610
Lineage: Eukaryota; Ichthyosporea; Ichthyophonida
Exons: 1
Coding region: 1-402 (133 amino acids)
Source: RefSeq, a predicted model, not a curated record
AUGCAGCACGUUAGCCAAAGAACUCAAUUUCAAUCGAUACCUAUUAAAAUCUAUCCAUUGUUACCGGAUGAACCCAGCAUUCACAAUGUAGAGAGAGUAUUAGUGGAACAUUUCGGUGCAGCCAGCCAACUUUUUGGACCCGGUUAUACUGUGGAUCUGUACGCGAUGGCAUCGGAAAUGAGUGCACAAUCAGAGAAAGCAACAUGGCAACGAGCAAUGAUAAUGACGGAACUCACAGAAUUUGCCGUGGGCAGCAUUAUUUAUACGACUGAAACGGAGUUGAACCCUCAGGGUAGGGGCAAAAAUGCAAUACGGAACGCACCGAUGAAAUUUAGCAUGUUAGAGACAGCAACGUCAGGUUUGACACCGCAACAAGUGUAUGAGGCUAACCAGAAGAUGUAA